AUGACGGCUGUUGAGAGUAGCCAACGUGUAAAAGAAGAAAAGGAAAAGGAGGAGGAGGAAUUACGUCUACAUCCACUUCAAGACUCGUGGUGUUAUUAUUUGUUCCAGUUCAAAAAGGGACUCCUUUGGGAUGCAUGUCUAGAAAAAGUGGCAACUUUCAGCACUAUUGAGCACUUCUGGAGUAUACUCACCCAUACAAUUAGACCAAAAGAGAUAACUAAUGGCAGCGAUUUAUAUAUGUUCAAAUCUGAAAUUAUGCCGAAAUGGGAGGAUCCGAAAAAUGAAAAUGGGGGACGUUGGCUAAUCAAUGUUUCUCCACGACAAGACGUUAAUGUCUUAUGGGAUGAAUUGUUGAUGCUUCUGAUCGGUUCCGACUGGGAUACAGAUGAAGAGGAUAAACAGAUAUGUGGAGCAGUGUUCCAACCACGGGCUCGGGGUAGUAAGCUUUCAGUUUGGCUGACUAGUGACAAUGAAGAAGAGACUAUCGUAAGAAUUGGGAAGCGAAUUAAAGAGCGUUUAGAAUUAGAAGAUACAAUAUACUUUCAACCUGUUUCUGAUCAACGAUCACAGACUAGAGGCAGGGAUAUUUGUACUGGAAAAUAUGAAAUUUAG
Messenger RNA from Schistosoma intercalatum, 612 nucleotides. The record is from the annotation of a GenBank genome assembly. Lineage: Eukaryota; Metazoa; Platyhelminthes; Trematoda; Strigeidida; Schistosomatidae.